This is a messenger RNA of Malania oleifera, 2867 nucleotides long. Its product is annotated as L-type lectin-domain containing receptor kinase IX.1-like. Gene Ontology annotation, biological process: protein phosphorylation. Gene Ontology annotation, cellular component: plasma membrane. Gene Ontology annotation, molecular function: carbohydrate binding; protein kinase activity; ATP binding. The record is from RefSeq and is a predicted model, not a curated record. The transcript has a single exon. Lineage: Eukaryota; Viridiplantae; Streptophyta; Magnoliopsida; Santalales; Ximeniaceae. Bases 123 to 2267 code for a protein of 714 amino acids.
GUAAAGGAUGAGAGUGGGAGACUACUAUCUUUGAUUUUGACAAUGAUGAUGCAUUCCAAUUAUUCUUCUCAUUGUCAUCAUCACUAACAUUUUCCAUGCAAUUACUUUUAAAUAAAUAGAAAAUGUGGUUCCACCUGCGAGAGAGAGAGAGAGAGACAGAGAGCUGUGGAUGGCUACAAAUGAUGCACAGCAACUGUAGCCUUUAUCAUUUCCCAACAAUGGCAGCCUGCAAACGCACUUGGAUUAAUGCUCAACACCCACCGAAACCCCUUCUCACAACAUCCAUCUUCUUCAUCUUCUUCCUUAUCCUCACUCUACUGAUCCCUUCUGCAACUUCACUCUCCUUCAACUUCACUAGCUUCACCCCCAACACCACCCAAAUAGUCCUCGAAGGAGACGCCUCAACCUCAAACUCCUCUCUCCAGCUCACCGUCAACCAACAGGACAAGCCCAUGAACGAGAGCCUCGGGCGAGCCACUUACGCCCACCCGAUGCAUCUCUGGGACCACGCCUCCCGAAAUCUCGUCGACUUCACUACCACUUUCUCAUUUUCCAUCAAUUCCAGGAACAGUUCGAAUUUCGCCGACGGGUUCGUCUUCUUCCUCGCCGCCAGCGACUUCCCGUUCCCGGACGUCAGGUACGGCGGUGGCCUCGGCCUCGUCGACGGGAUCGGAGAUAUGCACCCAUUUGUUGCUGUGGAGUUCGACACUUUCAGCAACGAGUGGGAUCCAAAGGGCACCCAUGUGGGUAUUGACAUCAACAACAUGAAAUCUGUGAGUAAUACUUCGUGGAUGAGCACUGUUUUGGAUGGGAAAAGAGUCGAUGCCUUGAUUCAUUACAAUUCCAGCUCAAAAAAUUUGAGCGUUUCCUUCACUGGAUUCAGGGGAAACGUGACCAUCCAACAAAGUCUUAACUACGAAGUUGAUCUGAGAAAUUACUUGCCGGAAUGGGUCAAGUUCGGGUUCUCCGGCGCGACGGGAAGUUACUAUGAGUUGCAUACCAUCUAUUCUUGGGAAUUUAGUUCAACUUCGCAAAUGAGUGAAAAUUUUACAAACGGAAACAAGAAAAGGGAGGGAUUGGUCGUGGGAUUAGGUGUCGGUGGAGGCGUUUUGAUUGGAAUGCUCUGUUUGGCUGCUUUUGGCCUGUGGAAGAGGAAAUUCAAAGGCGAAAACGAAGCCAAUCCACUGUUCGACGAAGCCAUAGUUGAGGAAUUCGAGAAGGGCACCGGACCCAGGAAAUUCUCCUACCGCGAUUUGGCCCGAGCGACGAAAAAUUUUUCGCCAGGGACGAAGCUCGGACAGGGCGGCUUUGGUGGAGUCUACAGAGGUUUCUUGAAGGAGUUGAAUUCCCACGUCGCGGUGAAGAGGGUCUCAAAAGACUCGAGACAGGGCGCAAGGGAAUACGCAGCGGAAAUAAGGAUCAUCAGCAGAUUAAGACACAGAAAUUUAGUACAAUUGUUCGGUUGGUGCCACGAAAAGAAAGAACUCCUUCUGGUCUACGAAUUCAUGCCCAAUGGAAGCUUAGAUUCCCACAUGUUCAACCCAGAAUGCACAUUGACAUGGGCACAAAGGUACAGAAUAGCACAUAACUUGGCCUCUGCCCUUCUGUAUCUCCACGAAGAAUGGGAACAGUGCGUAGUUCACAGAGACAUAAAAUCAAGCAACGUGAUGCUAGAUUCGAACUUCAACGCCAAAUUGGGGGAUUUCGGGUUAGCCCGAUUGGUGGACCACGCGAGGGGGGCUCGAACCACGGCGGUGGCCGGCACCAUGGGGUACAUGGCGCCGGAGUGCAUCACCACAGGCAGGGCGAGCAAGGAGUCGGAUGUGUUCAGCUUCGGCAUCGUGGCGCUGGAACUUGCGUGCGGGAGAAAACCCAUAGACCCCAACGCGGAGGAAAGCGAGAUGGUGUUAAUGGCGGAGUGGGCAUGGGAUCUGUACGGGAGGGGGAGGGUUCUGGAGGCGGCGGACGCGAGGCUGCACGGCGAUUUUGACGAGAGGGAGAUGGAGUGCUUAGUGAUCGUGGGGCUUUGGUGCGCGCACCCGGACCAGAGUCUGCGACCGUCGGUGAGAGAAGCGAUUCAGGUGCUUAAUUUUGAGGCGCCGCUGCCUAUGCUGCCUUCGAAGAUGCCGGUGCCGACGUAUCUGGCGCCGCUGGGGAGCAUGCCUGCGGUGUCGUUCCCGUCGUCCCUGGGCACCGGCGGUGGUUUUUCGGAUACUGGCCCCCCGGAUGGGUCUUCUUAUAACAGUAAUAACACCAGUACCUCCUAGGUUUUUUUUUUAUUAUUCUACUUAGUUGGUAAUUUUUAUUUUUUUUUUUAAAUUACAUACCAAAUUUUCACAUAUCCGUUUUACGGUUAACGUGACUAAUCCCACGCCCCUUGAAGCCGAUCACACAACUUCAAAGGGAGGUAAAUUUCAGGAAUCCAAAGACGAAAACGAAUCCAGAAAGGUUUGAACACUUGAUCUCGUGAGAGGCACUCCCGCAGCCCGUAUUACCACCUGAACCACAUUCUGAGUGUAUGUAGUUGGUUAUUUUGUUCCGGGGGUCUGGCUGUUUUCAAUUUAAAUUCAGAUGCAAUCAUAGUUUAUACACUCAGGUCAAAUGUUCGAGAUGUGGUCACCCGAAUCUAGAUGCAAUCACAGUUUAUAGACACUUAGAUCAAACGUUCGGGAUGUGGUCACCCUCCUAGUAAACCCUCCUUGGGUGCGGAGGGGAUCUCAGAACAGUGACAAAUCGUACCAUGACUUUAUAAUUGAACUAAUGCUUUCUUUGCUUUUUUGUACAAAUUAUGAGUUGGCCAUGUAUGAUAAUGGAGGGAAAGUUAUUGGUCAAGGUUUUUGAGAUUAAAAUUAUUUAAAAUUCAAGAA